Molecule: messenger RNA, 243 nt
Organism: Verticillium nonalfalfae
Lineage: Eukaryota; Fungi; Ascomycota; Sordariomycetes; Glomerellales; Plectosphaerellaceae
Gene: RPL38
Product: 60S ribosomal protein L38
Exons: 4
Coding region: 1-243 (80 amino acids)
Biological process (GO): protein-RNA complex assembly; translation
Cellular component (GO): cytosolic large ribosomal subunit; ribosome
Molecular function (GO): structural constituent of ribosome
Source: RefSeq, a predicted model, not a curated record
AUGCCUCAGGAAAUCGGAGACAUCAAGCAGUUCAUCGAGAUCUGCCGCCGGAAGGACGCUUCUUCCGCCCGGAUCAAGAAGAACACCAAGACCCAGCAGACCAAGUUCAAGGUCCGCUGCCAGCGCUUCCUCUACACCCUCGUCCUCAAGGACACCGACAAGGCCGAGAAGCUCAAGCAGUCCCUGCCUCCUUCUCUGACGAUCCAGGAGGUCGGCAAGAAGAACAAGUCCAAGUCCUCUUAA